Vicia faba (fava bean) is the source of this 687-nucleotide messenger RNA. NCBI's taxonomy places the organism in Eukaryota, Viridiplantae, Streptophyta, Magnoliopsida, Fabales, Fabaceae. The record is from the annotation of a GenBank genome assembly.
AUGAUUACCACAUAUCAAAUUUUCUUAGUUAUUAUUCUCUUUCUAUUAUUAUUGAUUAGUAUGAAAACCGAAGCAACAUGUUCUUCGGGUUGCAACCUUGCUCUAGCUUCCUAUUCCAUACCUGAAGGAACAGAUCUAACAUACAUAAGCAACCUUUUCAACCAACAACCCUCAGAAAUUCUUAAACACAACCCAAACCUUAAAAACCCCGAUGUUAUUCUAAGCCAAACAAAAAUCAACGUGCCAUUCACGUGCGAGUGUCUCAACGGUUUGUUCCUAGGACACACUUUCUCGUACAAAACAAAACACGGUGACACGUACACGGCAAUUGUUCAUGUUGAUUAUUCUAACCUUACUACCGAGGAUUGGAUUACCAGAGUCAAUGGUUACCCUCCUACGAAAAUACCUGAUAAUGUUAAGAUCAACGUUACUGUUAAUUGUUCUUGCGGUGAUCGACAUGUAUCGAAGGAUUAUGGGUUGUUUUUGACGUAUCCGCUUCGUGACGGUGAUAGUUUAAGGGGAAUUGCAGCGGAGUAUGGUGUUCCGGCGGAGGUUGUGCAGAGGUAUAAUCCUCAGUCGGAUUUUAGUGCUGGACAUGGACUUGUGUUUUUGCCGGCAAAAGAUGAAUAUGGAAAGUUUCCACCACUGCAUCUAAAAUCAGGUGAUGUACACAUUGCAGCUUCAUAA